Messenger RNA from Anopheles cruzii, 441 nucleotides. RefSeq names its product ADP-ribosylation factor-like protein 2-binding protein. The record is from RefSeq and is a predicted model, not a curated record. The transcript is spliced from 2 exons. Gene Ontology annotation, cellular component: mitochondrial intermembrane space. Bases 1 to 441 code for a protein of 146 amino acids. Lineage: Eukaryota; Metazoa; Arthropoda; Insecta; Diptera; Culicidae. Gene Ontology annotation, biological process: maintenance of protein location in nucleus; positive regulation of tyrosine phosphorylation of STAT protein.
AUGGAUUUCGAAGAAAAUUUUCUCAGGCGACAAAGCUCCAGUGAAUAUUUUGACACAGUAAUAGGACAUAUCGAGGAUAUCGUUAUUGGGCAGGAAUUUCAGAGCAUGGUGAACCAAUUCAUGGAGUGCUACUACUACGAAUUCGAGGCGAGUGAAGAGAACAAAAUAGUCUACACAGAGAUUUAUCAAAAGUAUACCAACAUGAUCGAGGCGCACAUCGUCGAAAAUCUCAACCAAAAGAUGAGUUGCUUCGAUAUGGAUUUGUUUGCGAUGGAGUUGGAAAACAAAAAGACACAACUUGACGGAGAAAUAUUUGAGCUACUCUACACCUUGACGGAUUUUCUUGCAUUCAAAGACAUGGUUCUGGACUAUAAAGCGUUCAAGGAAGGAGCCUAUGAUGAUCUCAGCAGAGGAAUAAGUGUGACUGGCUUGCAAAAGUAA